This is a messenger RNA of Adineta ricciae, 1566 nucleotides long. The record is from the annotation of a GenBank genome assembly. NCBI's taxonomy places the organism in Eukaryota, Metazoa, Rotifera, Eurotatoria, Adinetida, Adinetidae.
AUGCUUUGUUUCCUAUCACAAGGGUCAAUCCUCGUAUUGACAAAUGCAAACUCGACAGAACCAGACAUUGCAUCAAUAAGCUCUGCGGUAACAGAUUUUUUGGCAACAGUUUUUACGACAAUAAGCACUUCUACGUUUACCGAUUCCUUGAUACCCUUAACUUAUGAAACAUCAGUAUUUGAAGCAACAAUCGCUACCGCAACGGCACUAGCAGGUGACUCCACUUCAAUUUCCAUAAAUACCACUACAGUACUAAGCGAUGCCACGAUAAUAACGAGCGAUAACACAAUAGCAACAAACAAUACUGCACCAACAGUAGGUGGUACUACAGCAGCAACAAACGAUACUGCACCAACAGUAGGUGGUACUACAGCAGCAACAAACGAUACUGCACCAACAGUAGGUGGUACUACAGCAGCAACAAACGAUACUGCACCAACAGUAGGUGGUACUACAGCAGCAACAAACGAUACUGCACCAACAGUAGGUGGUACUACAGCAGCAACAAAAGAUACUGUAACAAAAAAUAAUACAACACCCUCACCUUUACCCACAGCAGGAACAAGCAAUACUGCAGCAACACCGACCAAUACCGCAGCAACAGCCAUAACAUCUCAAAGCUCCACAAUAUCUUCUUUACUCGCGAACAUUACUAUAGUUAAUUGCGAUUGUUCCACAUUCUGCUUUAAUGGAUCAGCGAAUAUUACAGACGGAAGCGAAUUCAACAGAGAUAUUGUAGAAGGUAGAGAACCUCGAGCGCCUACGUCAGACGCAGCGUCUGUCCGCAACUCAUUAGUUGACAACAACGGAUGUCAAAUACCCUAUAAUAUUUCCCAUUUAAAUGUAAAUGCCACUUCGUAUAUAUGGUUCUGUUACAAAGACCAAUGUUGGUCUAACGGCAACAACACAUCGAAUUGCCCAUCAGGAAAAUAUGCAUUGAUUGAACUUACCUCGGAUGAACCGAACAAAACGAUUAGUAUCAAUGUUCAAAGUUUAAGUAAACGCAGCCGUUCGACGACUCAAGAACAAGAAUGCCUUCAUUAUUAUUAUUAUAUGCCUAUGUCGGAUUACACAGAGGAAAACAUUGAAGUACAUAUGAUCAACAGUACAAAGAGCAUUGUACUCCAAAAUGUGACAAACCAGAGUACGACGAACAAGGGUUGGCAAAAAGUUAGUUUAAAUAUGUCUCGUUCUGAAGAUAAUUACACACUUGAAUUUCAUUUCAAAACUACAAAAAAUUCGACAAGUACUGAUCCAGUUUAUUUCGCACUUGAUGAAAUCGCUGUGUAUAACGUUAGUUGUAAAGUUGUUGAUACAUUGCAAAAUCCAUCUUCAACAACAACAACUUCACCUCUCCCAUCGACGACAACCGAUGUCGGCCUAAUUGUGGCUCUGACGCUUGGUUUAGGAAUUCCGUUCAUUUUCGGAAUUAUGGCUGGCAUUUUCUAUUUGAUGAAAAAAUAUUUGCAUAAAAAACUACGCCACAGACAAGAUAGUUAUAUACCGACUGCACAACUUCCAAGCAACCAAUAUGGUUAUUACGGUAUUGGACUAUCGAGUUUCUGA